Molecule: messenger RNA, 912 nt
Organism: Acanthoscelides obtectus
Lineage: Eukaryota; Metazoa; Arthropoda; Insecta; Coleoptera; Chrysomelidae
Source: the annotation of a GenBank genome assembly
AUGGAACUCAACCGAGAACAUUUUCGCGCCAUAAUUUAUUAUAACUUUCAGAGACAAUUAUCGCAACAAGAAUGCCUUGCUGAGUUACUAUCUGUUUUCGGAAACGAAGCGCCACAUCAGUCGACAAUUUCCCGUUGGUAUGGUGAAUUCAAACGUGGACGGGUGAGUCUUAGCGACGAUUCCAGGGUGGGUGCACCAAAAACGUCAGUCACUCAGGAAAAUGUCGAUGCUGUGCGCAAACUCAUCACUGCAGAUAGACAUGUGACAUAUCGCGAGAUUGAGGCGUGCUUGAAGAUCUCAAAGACCUCAAUUCAAAAAAUUUUACGUGAAGAAUUAGUAAGAAAAUUAGUUUCUCAGCAGAAAGCAGCCAGGGUUAAUUGGUGUCAAAAAACGCUUGACCGUUUCCGGAAACUCAAAAAAUGUGUACAGCAUGAGAAGCCAACAAAAGUCAUCCGUUCUCGAAGUGUUUCGAAAAAGAUGAUCGCGACAUUUGUGUCAAAAGCUGGUCAUAUUGCAACAAUUCCUCUUAAUGAGCAAAGAACUGUUUCUGCGGAUUGGUAUACCACCAUUUGUUUGCCAAAAGUCAUCACCGAGCUUCGAAAAAUCAACCCCGAAAGAAGAAUCAUCUUCCACCAAGACAAUGCAAGCUCGCACACAGCCCAAAAAACAAUUCAGUAUUUAACGGAAGAAAACGUGGAAUUAUUGGACCAUCCUCCAUAUAGUCCCGAUCUAAGUCCUAACGAUUUCUUUACUUUUCCGAAAAUUGAAAACAGAAUGCGUGGUCAACGGUUCCAGUCACCACAACAAGCAGUUGACGCAUUCAAAAAUGCCGUUUUGGAACUGCCAGCAAAGGCGUGGAAUAAGUGCUUCGAAAAUUGGUUCGAGCGCAUCAGAUUUGUCAUGGACUUUUAG